CUUAUAUUUUGAAAGGUGGCGCUGUAAGGAAGAGCAAUAAUAAAGCACGCGCAGGAGCGCUGCUCACGCGCUGGAGAGUAUGAGGAAAGAAACUGAAGAUGGCUUUUCUGUUUAAAGUGUCUCAGCUCUGUCCUCUGCUGAGAAUAGCGCUGGUUCUGGCCUGUGUUCUGCGGCUCCCGGCUGAAGCGCGUUUCUCCAGCUCCCGAAAACUGAGCACAGCUUCUGGGUUCAGUUCAGAACCUGCAGGAGAGGAGUACUGGUUCAUCCAGCGGCUGGACCACUUCAAUGGAGCCGACAGCAGAGUCUGGAAACAGAGGUAUUUUGUUAAUGAUCGUUUCUACAAAACCGGAGGCCCAGUGUUCCUUAUGAUUGGGGGAGAAGGCCCGGCCAACCCUGCCUGGAUGCAGUACGGAACCUGGCUAAAUUAUGCAGAGAAGUUUGGAGCCUUGUGCUUGUUACUGGAGCAUCGAUUCUAUGGCAAAAGUCACCCAACUGAGGAUUUGAGUGUGGAAAGUCUGCGAUUCCUGAGCAGUAGACAAGCCCUGGCUGACCUCGCCCACUUUCGCUCGGUCACCGCAGAAACUCGCAAACUUACCAGUAACAAAUGGGUCGCGUUUGGAGGCUCAUACCCAGGAUCUCUCGCUGCGUGGUUCCGACUCAAAUACCCUCACCUGGUCCACGCUUCUGUUGCUACCAGCGCUCCUGUGUAUGCUACAGUGAACUUCACAGAGUAUCUGGAGGUUGUUCAGAAGUCGUUGGAAGCAGAGAAUCCUCAGUGCCCUGUACUGGUGAAGAAGGCGUCAGACACCCUGAUGGCUCGACUUAAGGACCCAAAGACCUACGACAACAUCACUAAAGACUUCAGGCUGUGCUCCAAGCUGGAGAUUCAGUCAGAUAUGGACUCUGCUUAUCUGCUGGAGACUCUGGCUGGAAACUUCAUGGAUGUUGUGCAAUAUAACGAGGACAAUAGGGCCUUUGAGGGUGUGUUGGGCACUAACAUCACUAUAAAGGUGCUGUGUGAUGUGAUGCUGGACUCGUCGCUGGGUGAGCCGUAUGAUCGUUAUGCAGCUGUAGCGCGUCUGCUUCAGAAGACCUUCCUCCAGUCCUGCACUGAUGCCCAGUAUUCCCAGUACGUACGAGAAAUGAGCAACACCAGCUGGACUGGACCUGCUGCCUCUGGAGGCAGGCAGUGGGUGUAUCAGACCUGUGCUGAAUUUGGAUUCUAUCAGAGCACUGAUUCACAGAAACAGCCUUUUGGUGGAUUCCCUCUGAAAUAUCACCUGCGGCAGUGUAAUGAUAUCUACAACCUGAAUUCAUCCGUGGCCGAUGCUGUGCAGCAGACCAAUGAAGAGUAUGGAGGAUAUAACAUCAGGUCAACGCGCAUCGUCUUUCCAAACGGCUCCAUUGACCCCUGGCACGCCCUCGGAGUGACCAGUAACAUCACUGAUGAGCUGCCAGCAGUCUUCAUCAAAGGUACAGCUCACUGUGCCAAUAUGUACCCGGCCCGAGCAGAAGACCUCCCGGCACUGACACAAGCACGAGAUGAGAUCUUCCUUCUGCUGCAGCAGUGGUUGAAGAAGUGAUGAACAAACACGACAGCCAGUCAAAUCUGGCAGCUGCACUCAGUCACAGUUGUGAUUUUAGCAAUAAUUUACAGAGAAAAAUAUGAUUUAAUGUUCUGUUCACAAAAAAAACACUUUUGUUCACUUGUUUUAAUAUUCAUUUGAUCAGAUUUUUUUUUAUAAUAAUAAAGAUACUUCUAUAUCAGGGAUCAGCAGCUCCAGUCCAGGGAUUCCACACUUGCUGUCAGGUUGAUUAUCAGGUUUUAGUAGGUGUGGUUGAGCUGGAAAAUUGUAUCCAGUGCUGCUCUGUUGUUCUCCAGGACUGUUGUUGCCAUGUACUAUACAUCAGUGUUCUGACGUGCAAUGUAAUAAAGUUGAUUUGGUACUCUC
Astyanax mexicanus (Mexican tetra) is the source of this 1952-nucleotide messenger RNA. RefSeq names its product serine protease 16 (gene prss59). The record is from RefSeq and is a predicted model, not a curated record. Gene Ontology annotation, biological process: proteolysis. The transcript has 9 exons. NCBI's taxonomy places the organism in Eukaryota, Metazoa, Chordata, Actinopteri, Characiformes, Acestrorhamphidae. The coding region runs from base 99 to 1583 and encodes 494 amino acids. Gene Ontology annotation, molecular function: dipeptidyl-peptidase activity; serine-type exopeptidase activity.